Fulmarus glacialis (Northern fulmar) is the source of this 1428-nucleotide messenger RNA. RefSeq names its product glial cells missing homolog 1 (Drosophila) (gene GCM1). The coding region runs from base 100 to 1428 and encodes 442 amino acids. The record is from RefSeq and is a predicted model, not a curated record. The transcript has 8 exons. Gene Ontology annotation, cellular component: nucleus. Gene Ontology annotation, molecular function: RNA polymerase II cis-regulatory region sequence-specific DNA binding; DNA-binding transcription activator activity, RNA polymerase II-specific. Lineage: Eukaryota; Metazoa; Chordata; Aves; Procellariiformes; Procellariidae. Gene Ontology annotation, biological process: gliogenesis; regulation of transcription by RNA polymerase II.
AGCUUCCUGGUUGUAAACUGCUUGAGAGUGCUGAGAGACAGUCAACUUCAAAAGCAGCCAGGAGAAACUUUCUUGCUAACUUUGGGAAGGAAUUAAAAAAUGCUGAAAGGUGCAGAUGAUGUUGUCAUGGAGCAGGAGGACUCUGCUUCCCGACAUGGAGAAAUGACAAGUUGGGAUAUCAAUGACAUCAAACUUCCCCAGGACGUAAGACAGAUAGACUGGUUUCAAGAAUGGCCAGAUUCCUACGUAAAACAUAUCUAUAGCUCAGAGGAUAAAAAUGCUCAGAGGCACCACAGCAGCUGGGCAAUGAGAAACACCAACAACCACAACUCUCGCAUCUUAAAAAAGUCCUGCCUCGGGGUGGUGGUCUGCAGCAACGACUGCUCGACCUUGGAUGGGAGGAAGAUCUACCUAAGACCAGCCAUAUGUGAUAAAGCUAGGCAAAAACAACAGCGGAAAUGCUGUCCAAACUGCAAUGGACCCCUGCGGCUCCUUUCCUGCCGAGGCCAUGGUGGUUACCCAGUUACCAACUUCUGGAGGCAUGAAGGCCAAUUCAUUUUUUUUCAGUCCAAAGGAGCUCAUGACCAUCCACGACCAGAGACAAAACUAGAAGCAGAGGCAAGAAGAUCAAUCCAAAAAGCACAGACAGCUUUUUCUCCAUCCUCUCCAAGAUUAAAAAGAAUCCAGGAGAUUGAGUCUCUGACAGGUGCAAUGCCGACGCGGGAGGCUUUGCCUUUGCUUCGUUCCAAGCCAGACGUUUACAUGCUACCUGCUAAUUUCAGGGGACAUUUAAGCAAAAGCUCCCGGGAGCCGAUGGCAGCUGGGGAGGACGGGGGCUCCGGAGAGGUGCCGACCUGGAGCAGGAGCCCGGCCCUCGGGAGGACCCCCAGCACCGGGAGGCCUUGCAGUGGCCCUGCCGUCCCCGCGGCCGACCCCCCUUGCGCAGACCCUUCCCCCCAGCACUGCACCCACCCUGGCACCCAGCAUAUCCCGCCUGUGACAGAGGGUGGCCAUGAUCCCUUCAGGCCUAACACUGGCCCUUUGGGGGAUGCAUCCUGUGAGGAGAAAUCCCCACAGUGUGGCUGUGAGCUCCAGCACCCACAGCGCCGGCUCCCAGCCCCAGCUGCAGGAGGGAAGAGAGCGCUGCUCUGCGGCACGCAGCAGCCGGGCUACGGUGGCUUCAGCCGCUUGGCCAAGAUCAUGUCUAUGUGGAAUGUGGGUGGUUUGGGCAUAGCUACAGUUAGGAUUGCCUGGCCAGGUAUCUCCAUCAUUAACCCCAAAUGCCUCAUGACGAAGGCAUACAGCCAGUGCCUGGCUCAGCCAGCGUCCUCCCGAGAAGAGACUCUUGCACAGCAAAAGAGCAAGCCCCACCGUUUGGGCUGUGCCUACAACUGCGCGGCUGCUCCGUCCCCAAGGCAAGUAGCAUAG